This is a messenger RNA of Chionomys nivalis (European snow vole), 543 nucleotides long. RefSeq lists its product as uncharacterized. Bases 1 to 543 code for a protein of 180 amino acids. NCBI's taxonomy places the organism in Eukaryota, Metazoa, Chordata, Mammalia, Rodentia, Cricetidae. The record is from RefSeq and is a predicted model, not a curated record. The transcript has 2 exons.
AUGCCAAGGGUCUUAAGUGCAGAUAAGGCCGGGCGGGAGAAGUCUGGGUUGCAGGCUGCGAGCCCCGCGUCCACCCCACUAGCCCGCAGCCCGCAGCCGAGCGCCCUGAGCCCGCGGCUCGCAGACGCCGCUCUGCCUUCCCCAGGGAAAAGCGGCUGUCCGGGCGGCCCCCGAGGACAGCCCAAGACCCAAGGGCUUGCGGCAAAAAGCAAAACCAAAAAGCACGCCAGAUACCCGCCGGGGCGCGCGAGGCUCCACGGCGGGGCAGCUCGCCGGGCCAGGGAUGGCGGUGCGGGGAGAGGAAGCGCCGGCGCUGUCACCGCUGAGGCCCUUUCGUCACCGUCACCCUGCCCUCGCCAGCCUCCACCCCCAACCCCAGGGCUGACAAAAGUUUGCCAAGUCCCGCCGCCCCGGCUGCCGAGCCCCUCGGGGAGCGCCGCCAGCCCGACUCACCUCCGCUCGGGCGCCCGCUGCCCAGCCCCCGCUCACCUCGGCACCCGCGCGCUCGCCCGCCCGCCCGCGGCUCCCACCGCAGCCAGAUAA